Molecule: messenger RNA, 6801 nt
Organism: Psylliodes chrysocephalus
Lineage: Eukaryota; Metazoa; Arthropoda; Insecta; Coleoptera; Chrysomelidae
Source: the annotation of a GenBank genome assembly
UUAACUUAUAGGUACAUUAAAAAGGGAUUCUUUACUUUUAUUUUUAUUCAAUAUAAUAUUUUAGAAAAUAUUUAGUUUGUACCAGAGCCUGGUUUGUACGUUUUUUAUUUUAGACAAGGGUAUUGUUAAAAUACACGGUUAAGGGAAGGUUAAGGUCAAAUCCUAUGGUCAAAACAUGAUACGUAGAAAGCGUUGCAUAGAUAAAAUAAUAAAAAAAUCUAUGAAUCGUUGUCUGUAUAAAAUAGACAACAGUUGAAAAUAAUUUUAUGUAAUAAAAUAUUUUUAGCUCAAAUACUAUUAUGAUCAUUUAUGAUAUAGCCGUUAGACAAAUAUAGUACAAUUCGCAUGAAGUUAGGCUCAGUUCAAGUGAAGUGUUUUGUGGAUUUGACAUUAUUGACACUUCCGAUUUCCGUACCAUUUUGUUUGGGUGCUUAUUUUGGUUUUUUGGAUGAAUUAUUAAUAAUAAUGAAAAAACAGCUAUAUAAAUAAGUAAAUAAGGUGCGUGUUUUUACCAUCAAAAACAUAAUGAGGUUUUUAAAAAUGAUUAUCUGACAGUGCGUAGUAAUGUGUGCAUUUUCAACAUGUUGAGAAUAAAAUUUUCAAUUUUCUUAUCUACUGUUUAUAACUGUAUAUUAAACGUACGUUCAACGAUUUAUAUGUAAAUAAUGUUCGACUAGAUUAAGGGAAUUAUUUAGAAUAGUCCAAUUCCAUUAUGAACUCGAAGAAAAACAAAAAGAAUGUAAAUAUAGAAACGGAAGAUAGUAAUACAGUGAAGAAAACCAAAAAGGCAAAAACUGAGUUAACAAACGAAAAUUUAGAUAUCGAAAACAGGACAAGAAAACGGAAAAAUGUCGAGUCGGAUAUUGUUGAGGCAAUACCUUCUAAAAAACCUAAAAAGAAAACCAAGUCUGCUGUUAACAAUAAUAAAGACUUGCUUUUACCCAACUAUGACAUAGAGAACAUACAUUCUAUCAAAAAGCAAAAAAAUGGUCACAUCGUCAAUGAGUUAGAAGUGAGUGGCACUAAUACUGAUUUUGAUGAAGUUCCCACAAAGGGCAAAAAGAAAAAAAAUGUUAAAAAAGAAGUAACAGAAUUUAUUGAAACCAAUUUAGAUGUUUCUACCCCUUCAAAAUCACCUAAAACUCCCAAAGGUAUAAACUCAAUAAAGACAGAAUAUUUAGAUUUAGAUGCUUCUACCACUUCAAAAUCGUGUAAAACUCCCAAGGGUAUAAACUCAUUAAAAUCAGAAUGUUUAGAUUUAGAUGUUUCUACCACUUCAAAAUCAUCUAAAACUCCCAAGGGUAUAAACUCAAUAAAGUCAGAAAGUUUAGAUUUAGAUGUUUCUACCACUUCAAAAUCAUCUAAAUCUCCCAAAGGUAUAAACUCAAUAAAGUUAGAAUGUUUAGAUUUAGAUAAUGCCCUAAUUAAUUGUUUACACCAUGAGGUAAAUAUAGUUGAUAUUAAUGCUGGAAAAUUGAAUGAAGGUGAUGAGAACGUUGUAACAAUAUCUAUUAAAGAUGAAGGUUUAGAUUCAGAUUGGGAUGAAAAUGAUCUUCUUAAACAAUUAGAAAGGAGAAUUGAAAAGAAAGAAUCACCAAAAGAACGUAGAGGUGGCAUUGAGUGGUCUGACAGUGAUUUAAAUGAACUAAUUGAAAGAAUGGAAGUAACUUUACCUGAAAAUGAUUUAAAACCAUUCAUGAAAAGAGCAGAAACUAUAGAUUGGGAUAAGAUUGCUUUUAAAAACUACACUGCAGAUGAGUGUAAAAAGACAUGGAGUUUAGUUUUAAAGAAAAUUAGGAGAUACAGAAUAUUAAAAGAAGUUCUUCAAGAUGCCAAAGAAUGGAUUUUAGUGCCCAGAGCUAAAAAGAAAAUUGUAAAAUAUAGGCAUCCUGAUAUGCCAAGACGACCAUUAUCUGCAUAUUUCAUUUAUUAUUUAAAGAAAAAGGAUUCCUUGCAAGUAGACCAUCCUGGCUUGGAUGCAACUGAACUGGCAAAGAUGUGUAGUCAAAAGUUCAAAGUAUUGGCACCUGAGAAGAGAUUGAAGUAUGAAAAUAUUGCCAACAAAAAUAAAGAAGAGUACGAUCAGAAAAUGAAAGAAUUUUAUGAAAUUCAUCCUGAAUUAAAACCAGAAAGAGAUUCUAAGUCAAAGAAACAUCCCAAACUACAGAAACCCCCAAAGCCACCCAAACCUGUGGUUGAAAAACCUCCUCCUAAGCCACCCAAACCCCCUAAAGAGAAACUACCCAAACGACCUUUGAGUGCUUUCCAGUACUAUCACAUGGCCGAAGCUUCUAAAGAGCAAGUUGAUGAUAAAACUGCAUUCAGAGAAUUUUGCAAGGAAAAGUGGAAACAAAUGCCAGAUGAUAAAAAAAUUGAGUGGAUUAGUUUUGCUGAAGCUGAAACCUUGAAGUAUGAGGAUGAAUUGAAAGAAUACAUCAAAAACCACCCGGAAUAUAUCCAUACUAGCCAAAACAAACCUCAGCUUACAAAAGAAGAACUUCUUGUCAAAGAACGUGUCUCUGGAAAACCACCUAAGCCUCCGGUGUCUGCUUAUAACCUCUUCUCUAGGAUGCUUAUGCAUUCUGAGGACAUUAAAACUGUUCCAGUUAAAGAAAGGCUCGUCUUUGUUUCAAACCAAUGGAAAGAAUGUACUGAGGAAGAAAAGAAAAACUACAAGGAAUUAUUUGACAAGGCUAUUGAAAAGUACAAUAAAGAUUUCGCAACCUAUAUAGAAUCUUUACCAGAGGAAGAAAGGGAGUUGGAGCUUCUUAAGGGUCCAAAGCGGAGAAAAUCUGAAGAUGAAAAGAGAAAGAAAGGAUCAAAAGGUAAAAAAGUAGUCAAGAAAAAGCCAGAAACCAGUACUGAGAUCAAAAAGCCAGUUGUAAAUAAAGCGAAUAGUUCAUCUAAAAAAACUGAAAAGAAACCAAGAAAAUUAGUUGAACCUGAACAACCACCAAUAUCUCCCUUUAAAUAUUUUGCUUCCUCAUAUAAUGGAGAAGAACCAGCGGCUAAAGCAUGGAAAGCUUUGACUUCAGAUGAAAGGAAGCGAUACGAGGAGGAAUUAGUUCAAAAGAAGAAAGCCUACAUCUUAGAUUUCGAGAAAUUCUUGAAAAGUAUGACCAAGGAAGAAUUAGAAAACUUUUCGAAUUCUAGGAAGAAACAAAACAAUCAAAAGGCCUCUGAAGAGGACGAUGAUGAUGAGGAUGAAACAAGUGAUCAAUCUGAUUCUGAAGAGGAUUCUAAUGAUGAAGAUUCUGAUGAAGAAAAAGAUAACUAGGGAAAUUUUGUGGAAAAACUGCCAUUAGUUACUUAAAAUGCUGUCCCACUCAUUUGGUAAAGUUUAUGGAUAUGAUGUGUGGUUGUGCUGAUGGUUAUUAUUUCUAUUUUGUUAUCGAUAAUUGUUUCAUUUAUGAACCCUUCAAACAGAAGUUGUGCUUCUUUUCACUAUUAAUGAAGAUGCAUUGUUUAAUUUGAAAGUUUUAUUAAUACUGCAAAGGGAGGUGAUUAGUUAUAGCCCAAUCGGAUUAGUAUUUUAGAUUCUGAAAAAUUCGAAGCAGCAAUUUUCCUUCGGAAUUCCUUGGAGGGGGUCUCUGGUAGUCUAAAUUCAAAAAGUUGGGAUUCCAAAGUUGUCGUUACCUCCGCCAUCUUGAUUUAAAGGGUUAUUUUUUGUAUCUUGAAUAACUCAUUUAUUUUCAAUUUUACACGGAAAAUAGUUUUUACAAAAGUUAUUUAAAAUUAAAUUUCCUACAAUUCUGCUUUUUUUUUGUACGUUCGAUUUUUUUCAAUUUAUACCCGAAAAGAGGGGGUGAAUUUUUGGUUAUAGAAUAACUCGUUUAUUUUCAAUUUUACGAGAAAAAUUGUUAUAAACAAAGUUGUUUAAAAUUAAAUUUCCUACAAUUCUGUUUUUUUUUAUACGAUCGAUUUUUUCGAUUUAUACCCGAAAAGAGGGGGUUAAUUUUUGGUUAUAGAAUAACUCGUUUAUUUUCAAUUUUACGAGAAAAAUUGUUAUAAACAAAGUUGUUUAAAAUUAAAUUUUCUACAAUUCUGUUUUUUUUUGUACGAUCGAUUUUUUAGAUUUAUACCCGAAAAGAGGGGUGAAUUUUUGGUUAUAGAAUAACUCGUUUAUUUUCAAUUUUACGAGAAAAAUUGUUAUAAACAAAGUUGUUUAAAAUUAAAUUUCCUACAAUUCUGUUUUUUUUUGUACGCUCGAUUUUUUUGUAUUUAUCUCUGAGAAGAGUGGGGGUGAACCUAAGUAUUGUAUUGUCACGUUUAUUAUUGAUGUUGUACCAUUAUUUUUUCUGUUUGUUUUUUUUUGCUGAUACCUGGAAUUAAAAAGAAACGUGAUAAUACAAUGAUAAGAGUUUACCCCCACUCUUCUCAGGGAUAAAUACAAAAAAAUCAAGCGUACAAAAAAACAGAAUUGUAGGAAAUUUAAUUUUAAACAACUUUGUUUAUAACAAUUUUUCUCGUAAAAUUGAAAAUAAACGAGUUAUUCUAUAACCAAAAAUUCACCCCCUCUUUUCGGGUUUAAAUCGAAAAAAAUCGAUCGUACAAAAAAAAGCAGAAUUGUAGGAAAUUUAAUUUUAAAUAACUUUUGUAAAAACUAUUUUCCGUGUAAAAUUGAAAAUAAAUGAGUUAUUCAAGAUACAAAAAAUAACCCUUUAAAUCAAGCUGACGGAGGUAACGACAACUUUGGAAUCCCAACUUUUUGAAUUUAGACUACCACAGACCCCCUCCAACGAAUUCCGAAGGAAAAUUGCUGCUUCGAAUUUUUCAGAAUCUCAAGCCUGUUCUUCACCUAAUCCGAUUGGGCUAUUAUACUUUAAAUACAAUUGACAUGACAACAAAAAUUUGUUUAUAUAUUUGAAUUAUGAUUGAGUGCAUUUUUGUUUAGUAUCUUCUUAUUACAUGCAUUUAUUUCAAUUUAUUUUUUUCUAGUUACAAUAAAUUGUUCUAAUUAACGCCCUUAUGAUUAGUAUGUUAUGAAUAUAUUUAUAAAUGACAUUGGUACUACAUUUUUUAUUUUUCUUUCUUCUAUUUUGAGCGAUUGUUAUCUAGUGUCCUGACAGUGGUUGGAUUUUUGCAGUUUGCACAAGCCACCUUUUUCAAACGCAGUUUGUAGAUAUUUUAGAAAUUAAAAGUUUUUAAUAUGAAGUGAUCCACAAAAAGUGUUUGGACUUCAUUCAGAGGCAUGAUUCAUAUUUGUCUUUAGAAAUAUUUUUUUGGAUCACUUAGGUAGAGCGAUUUUUGAAUAUAUCUUAAAUAUUGUACAGCAAUUAUAUUUGAGCUUGAGAGUGUUAACUGGAACAUACUUGACUCUGAUAUAGUAAGGAUUUGAAAGGUUAUGAUUACUUACAUUCAACAGUUUGAAUAAAUUAUUUUCCUUCAAUUUUUCUGAAUAUUUUAAAAAAUAUUCACAGGCAAUUUGUGAAAUUAGCCGUAUGAAUAUAUUUUGUCCUUGAUUAAUUUAUAUAUUUUUUGUAUGUGCAACUUUUUUAUAUUUUUAUUGUACUAAAACGCUUUUAUUAAUCUAUAUUUUCCCAACGAGAUAAUAUAUUCGUGAAACUAGUUAGUAAGGGGUUUAAUGCAAAUUCUAUUUUGUAAUUUAAAUGUUUUGCUAAUUGUUUAUUAUAUAAAAUGUUUUUAAAACACAAUUUUUCAUUGUGUUAAUAUCAUUUUCGUGCUGGAAUUCUUGUACAUAAUUCGUAUUUAUGCAUAAAGUUGACCAAAAUACGUACUAAAGGACAGCAACGUUUUGAUAAAAGAUGGGAAACUAAUAAAAGUACAUUCCUUAAAUGUUUGAGUAGUAUGUAAGUAACGCAACUUAAAUAUUUUAGCAAGAUAAAAUAAAUAUCCAUAAUAAAUUAUACUUUGUUGCCGUACAUACGCAAGUUACUUCUUUUAAUAAAUUAUUUUAAAACAAUCCGUCCUUGAAAUCUCAUAGUUCUGCAAUAAAAAUGUUCCUUUUUUUAGUACUAAUUUUGUCAAGAGUUGCGUUGUAGUAGGAUAUUUGUGCAGUAAUUUUCUCUAAUAUUGCAGGUAUGCCUAUCUUUUCUUCAUCUCUCCCUUGAUUAUACAAUUUUUACAAAUUCUCCAAGCUUCCAAGACAGAUGUUCUUAUUGUAUGUUUUAUUCUAACUGGUUCUAUCUUUAGUUCUUCUCUAUACAAUUUAUUUCUGAAUUACCUUCAUUCUUUUAUCUUCAUUCUCACUGAUUUCUUUGUUAUUCUUGAGAUAUUACACAGAAUGAUAUCGCAAAAAUCUGGAGUUAGUGGAAAAUUUAAAAAAUGCAAAAAUAUUUAAGUUGCUACAUUCACAAAAUGCCAACUAUUUCCGCUGAAAUCGUAAGUAAAUACUGGCAAAUCGAGUCAAAUAAUCCAUAUACGAGGGUACAAUUUGAUUUGUGGUCACAGUUUUAUCUUGUAUGGUACAAAAAACUUAUAGAUGUUCGGUACUGAACCAAAAAUAAAAAACGCAUUCUAUGCAAGAAACAAUUUACGUUGAUAUUUGUAGUUCCUAAAUAUUUAUUUGGUUAAAUAAUCCGAAUAUUUUGAAGAGAAAUUACCUCAAAGAUUUUUUUUUUUAAUUAUAAUUACCUUCACAUCUGUAAGUUUUUUGCUAAACAAGUCUAUUUUUCACAUUGUAAAAUACAGCGACAAAUAGUUUUGAUGUCGUGUCAAUAUAACUUUUUAUACUGUUCUUUAGGAGCCCUGUACCUAGGGCGGUUCCAUACGAAUUUGUACAUGUUACUGAGUGGUAGAUUAAAUGUAAUACAUAUUUUAAAUUAAGUAUGAAAUAGAGCA